UGGUGGUGAAUUGUCUAUUUUUCGAGACUGUGACAGUGAGCGUACAUCGUAUUUUCGUCUAGUUCGCAUGGCUAAAGACAUAGGUUUCAAGGAUGGUGAUGAGUUAUAUUAUACAAUCCCUGGAUGUAGCCUUGAUGAAGGAAUUGAUUUAAUUCAUGAUGACAAUUCUAUUGUUAAGAUGUUGAACUUUGCAAAGAAACACAACUUUGCCGAGAUCUAUGUUAAACAUAAAGGCAAUGAAAAUACUUCCGCUGAUCCAAGAUCUGGUCUGGGCAAUAAGGAUAAACUUCCAGCAGAGAAUACCAAGUCAAAGGAGAGCAAGUUUGCAUCAAAAAAGAGAGACAAGAGAACAUGGACAGCCAAGGAGGAGAAGUUACUUAUUGAAAUUCUAUAUAACAUGAAUGAUUCCUCUUGGAAAGUAGAUACCGGUCACAAGUCCGGAUAUCUGACCUACAUUGAGAAGGAAAUGGCGAAAGUACUACCACAUGCUGAUCUUAAAGCGGAUCCGCAUAUCAAGUCUAAGGUUAAGAUUUUGAAGAAGCAACUUUCUUAUGUUCUAGAAAUUAUGCAAAAUUCUAGUGGGUUUGGAUGGGAUGAUGAGAAGAAAAUGGUAACUGGAGAUAGGGAGACGUAUAUGGGCUGGGCAAAGGUACAGUAUAUUCAUUCAGUAUGUUCUCUCUACAUGAAGCCUAUGGUUAACUUUGACAAGUUAUGUGAGGUAUAUGCUACUGAAUUGGCUAAAGGAGGUAGUGCUAAAGGUCCUGGAGAAGAAGAAACUCCAGAAGUUGGAUCAACGGCAGAGACACAACCUACUAGCGAACAUGCCAAGGAGAAUCUUCCUGAAUCUCAUGAGAACACGAACCCACUUGGUAGUUCUAGGCCUAGUCGGAAGAGAACGUAUAUUGAUGAUUAUGCACUUGAGUCGGGUCUUAUAAGUGUGUCCAAUACAAUUGCAAAGUUCCUGGAAGCAAAGCAGGAGAAUGCUAAAACCAUGAAUGGUUUACAGAGGGCAUUUAUGCAUGAAGCACAAGUUCAUGAGCAAACAUCAGCCAACAGAACCAAGUUACUUGAGAUUCUCCAAAAUCUUAAAGGUCUCACUACUGAAGAGGUUGUCAUGGUUGUUCGUGUCAUUGGUGGUGAUGCUGGAAAGACCGAACUUUUCAUCCAAUUACGUGAUGAUUACAAAGUGGUGUUUGUUCGUCGGGAGCUUGAGGCGGCCAAAAAAUAA
Triticum urartu is the source of this 1228-nucleotide messenger RNA. The record is from RefSeq and is a predicted model, not a curated record. NCBI's taxonomy places the organism in Eukaryota, Viridiplantae, Streptophyta, Magnoliopsida, Poales, Poaceae.